GCCGAUUAGCCGGCUGCGGCACGUCGUUUGGAUCUCGAAGGUCGUCGUUUGGAUCUCAUCGCGGGUCGUCGCCGCGACGCCGGAGAUACGAGUAAUUGCAGGUUCGACCGAGUUGAUCUCUCGCCCAGUGCGGAGCUUCGGCGACUCCUGACAUGUCGACGGCGAACGUUGCGGAUGGCGAGCAUCCGGGCUUGCAUCAGGGCAAUGGCUCGGCACGCGAUCACGUGCCGCUCAACGAACCGGAGAACGGCGACAAAAAGCCCUUUACCCGAAGCUCGCACACACUUUUGGAGAACGGACGGACGAUGUCUAUGUCGGUCGAUAGCUCGACGAAGGCCGCGGAGGCCGAUGCUACUAGGCGUUUGAGCGUCGAGCCCCCGGAUGGCGGUUUGAGAGCAUGGUCCAUUAUGGUUGGGAGUUUUCUGAUUAAUGGCGUGUUAUUCAGCAUCAUAAACACGUAUUCACUUAUUUACUUGGAGUUGCAGAAAAGACUGAAGGAGAGUGGUGAGACCGAAGUAUCAUCUAAAGCCGCGCUUGUGGGUUCGUUAACGAUUGGUACUACGUUUUUCUUAUCCCCGGUUGCUGGCAUCCUGACGGAUAAAAUUGGUAUUCAACUAACAACAUUUUUAGGCGGUGCCCUAGCAGUUGGUGGCAUGUAUUUAUCAUCUUUACUAGUAAAUCAGGUGGAGUAUUUAUGUUUAACGUACGGUGUAAUGUACGGACUUGGAGCGAGCCUCGCGUACACUCCGAGUUUAGUGAUACUAGGACACUAUUUCAAGCGUCAUCUGGGCCUGGUGAAUGGUAUUGUGACGAUGGGCAGCUCCGUCUUUACGAUACUGCUGCCUUACGCCAUGGAGCUUAUGCUUGACAAAUUUGGCCUUGAGGGCACCUUCAAGAGUCUCGCUGUACUUACCACUAUCGUAAUGCUUUGCGCCAUACUCUUCAAGCCGGUUCCACUUUACCCUCCGUAUGAUGAGCAAAUAAAAUUGCGCAAAAAAACUUUCUUGAGAAUGCUUAAAGAGGCCAUAAAAGUAUCGAUUUGGAAGAAAAAGAAGUAUGUAGUUUGGGCUGGAGCAAUUCCUAUUGCACUUUUUGGAUAUUUCGUACCUUACGUACAUAUAGGAAAAUUUGUUGAGACAUCUUUCCAAGGUGUCGAUAAAAAAUUGCCUGUAAUGUGUAUUGGUAUUACUUCUGGUAUUGGGCGCCUUAUAUUCGGAUAUAUUGCUGAUUUACCGAAAGUAAAUAGAAUUCUUCUUCAACAGAUUUCAUUCAUAAGUAUAGGCAUCUUGACAAUGUUGCUUUCCUCAACAAAAUCGUUUUCGGUACUACUUGUUAUUUCACUGUGUAUGGGCCUCUUCGACGGAUGUUUCAUUUCACUUCUUGGGCCUAUCGCCUUUGAUAUUUGCGGUCAAAAAGACGCUGCCCAGGCAAUUGGAUUUUUACUUGGAUUGUGUUCGAUACCUUUGACUGCUGGCCCGCCGAUUGCUGGUCUCAUUUACGAUCAUAUAGGAUCGUAUCACCUGCCGUUCCUGCUCGCUGGUAUACCACCAAUAGUCGGUGCCUUGGCGAUGUUCUUCGUGUAUCGUAUAAAGGACGAGCCGGUUGGCAGAUGCGAUGAUGAACUAGGCAUGGCCGAAGAAUCCUUAACCGAUUCCAAGCGACAGAAUGGGAUUUGCUGCGCGCCGGCGGCGCCGAGUAACCUGACUGCAAUCGGCGAUCGUAGCUCAUGCGGGGAUUUGCCCUAUAGCAAUUGUUACGUUCGGAGCGACGAGUGCUCGCCAUUGCUGAGAAAUUACCGGAGGACGAUGGUGGUGCCGGCGAGGACACGUAAUUCCGACGAACUGAUCUGAUCGGACGAGAUAAACGAACUAUUUGAUCACGCAUACGUGCCACGUGGACAUUGCCGUUGUCGUUUGCCCCUUAUGAUCGAGUGACUGCACGAGUUGUCCUUACCUUCUCUUGUUGUUUCUCUUUUUUUUCUGUUUUUGUUUUUGUUUGUUUUAACCAUUGUCAACGCAAUGCGGAGAUGCAUCAAUGGGUGUGCGAAUUUUAGUUUUGUUUAAAGUUUGCGAGUUGCGAGACGCGUUUGAUAGCUGGUGAUCGGAUUUGUUGCUAAGGGUGAUAAUCCUUGCCGUUUACAACGAAUGUUUUUGCGAAUGCGAUUACCAUAAGUAACGUGUCGUAAUGAUAAACCGAUUAAAAAAAUUAUCGAUGUUUAUUGCCAGUUUAGCCAAUUAUUCGCACGAAUUCAAUAAGUUUUCACUCGAGUAUUGAAUUUGAAAAAGAAUUUGAUAGUAGGAUGGACAGAUUCAAAUUAAUUAUCAAAAAAAAAAAAACCAUUUGAAAUUAUAAUAUACAAUCAUACUCGAUGUUCCUUACAUAACUUCACUAUUUAGUUUUGUACAAAUAGUCUGUAAC
This is a messenger RNA of Ceratosolen solmsi marchali, 2418 nucleotides long. RefSeq names its product monocarboxylate transporter 10-like protein kar. The record is from RefSeq and is a predicted model, not a curated record. NCBI's taxonomy places the organism in Eukaryota, Metazoa, Arthropoda, Insecta, Hymenoptera, Agaonidae. The transcript has 10 exons. Bases 153 to 1850 code for a protein of 565 amino acids. Gene Ontology annotation, biological process: transmembrane transport. Gene Ontology annotation, molecular function: transmembrane transporter activity.